CUACCGUAGUACAGCCUACAGGGCGAGGGGCUGACCUCGAAGCCGAGAUUAGCCUCAGCUUAGCCUAAGGCUACAGCGGAGCUGUAAUGAGCAUGAAACUUCAGGUACGGCACGUCGGCUUGGCGUCGGCGCCAAUUAGGAGGGACAUAACGCGGUACAUCUACUUUGAGUCAGAAGUGAGGGCAAGAACAUAAUAUUGCUCUAUACUAGUUUUAUAAGCUGCCAUAAUGGUUCACGUGCGGUCUGUGCUGGUUGACAUUGAAGUACCUCAUGACGACGAAGUGUGCGACGUUCUUGCACGGCUGCAAGACAGUCUGGGGACCAAGAAGCAGAAGUUUCGGCUGGUGCACCAGGGCGAGGUUUUGGGCGCCGGCGUCCUGGCAGAAAACGGGGUCGCAGGUGAAGAUUCCGUUGUGGCUCUCAUGGUACGAGAUCCUGUGCCCCCCGUCACGUAUGCGGAUGGCAGUUCAGCUGUUGAUGUAGCAACGAUCAAUGCGGCGAUUGCAAACGAAAGGGCAGAAAGGGGCCAGGAAGCAGAGUCUUCAGGACAGGACGGGGAUGGGGCAUCCGAUUUCCCCUUCCUGCGCCGCAUGAUGCAUCAGCUGGCCGCCCUGGGUGGCCUUCGCCCGUCGCCGGGGGGCCAAGUGACCCUGGAGCCCGCGCAGGUGCAAACGCUGUGGGACACCAUCGACUCGUGCCUUAGGACGACAGACCCGAUCGGCAGUACCAGCGAGGCAGGACCCUCUGGGAGCGACACUGCAAUGGCAGACGCAUCGGCCACCCCGCUUCCAGUCGUUGACGAGGGCGCCCUCCAGCAGCUGGUGGGUAUGGGCUUCCCCGAGGCGCGGUCCCGCAAGGCGCUCCUGCUGCGCCGCAACUCGCUGGAGGCCGCCAUGGAGUGGCUGCUGGAGCACGGGGAAGACCCCGAUGCGGACACGCCUCUCUCGGAGGCGCAGCUGCGCGCACUGGCGGCUCCUGGGGCGGCGCGCUCCGUAGUGCAGCCGGACCCCGAGGCGCUGCGGCAGCUGCUCGAGAUGGGCUUCGACGAGCAGCAGGCCGCAGACGCACUGCGCGCCACCUUCAACGAUCAGGAGGCGGCAUUACCGCCGAGCAGCGGAGAUGCCUGCGGAGCAGCGAACACGAAUCUUCCGCGCGAUGCUGAGCGGCCCGGCAGUCAGCGUGGACCCGCCACCAGGCCCGGGGGAAGCGGACACCUCCAGCUCUCGACGGCUGCUGGAGCUGCUCAAUGCGUUUCGGGACAUUCAAGAGUGAAAGCAGACCGCCAAGCAUUCAGAUUCUUAGACAGCAUGCGCCUCUGUAUCCACUUCGGAGACACGAAAGGGUGGCACACAUUGGUGAAGAUGGUUUGACAUAGAGACUUUGACUUAGCUCAUGGCUGUCCAGUUCGAACUUAUGCGUUUGGAGCUCAACAUGUACAUACCCCAGAUUCGUGCAUACGGUUAAAGUAAUGGCUCGGGGACUGGACGUCCUACUAUGUAGUGGAAUCCGUAUCAUAGAGACCCCUGUAUAAUGUCAUGCGAGACAUUAAUAGCCUACGUUUUAUGCGGCUCCGGCGUCUUUGAUUGGACGAGAACAUUAAAAUCAGUAACUGCCGUGCACACAAAAAUAACGAUGGCUUGACAUCCGAACGUACCAAAUUGCAGUUAAAUA
Klebsormidium nitens is the source of this 1671-nucleotide messenger RNA. NCBI's taxonomy places the organism in Eukaryota, Viridiplantae, Streptophyta, Klebsormidiophyceae, Klebsormidiales, Klebsormidiaceae. The record is from the annotation of a GenBank genome assembly.